UUCAUUCAUGUCAUUUUUCUAACCAAUUUUUUGGAAAGGUAUUCAAACACUAUGGAAACACAUAAUCUAACCUACGCCUCAGAAUUUCAUCUGUUGGGCUUCUCAGAGGACCCAGAUGUGCAGCCCAUCCUCUUUGGGCUGUUCCUAUCCAUGUACCUGGUCACAGUCCUGGGGAACCUGCUCAUCUUCCUGGCCAUCAGCUGUGACUCCCAUCUCCACACCCCCAUGUACUUCUUCCUCUCCAGCCUCUCCAUUGUCGACAUCUGUUUUGCCUCUACCAUGGCCCCAAAGAUGAUUGCGGACAUCCCGGUUCACAGCAGAGUCAUUUCUUAUGUGGGCUGCCUCACUCAGAUGUCUUUUUUCAACAUUUUUGGUUGUAUGGAUGACUUGCUUCUGACUGUGAUGGCCUAUGACCGGUUUGUGGCCAUCUGUCACCCUCUGCACUAUGCAGUCAUUAUGAAUCCUCGCCUCUGUGUAUUACUGCUUUUGGUGUGUGUCUUUAUUAGUCUUUUGGACUCACUGCUGCAUGUUUUAGUUGUCAUGCAAUUUACUUGCUUCAAGACUGUGGAAAUUGAUAAUUUUUUCUGCCAUCCUACUCAAAUCCUUAACCUUUCAUGUUCUGAUUCUCUGAUCAAAACCCUGGUCACGUAUUUUCUUACUGCCACAUUAGGGUUUUUUCCCAUUUCAGGAGUUCUUUUCUCUUACUGUAAAAUUAUUUCCUCCAUUCUAAAAAUAUCAUCAUCCGGUGGGAGGUACAAAGCCUUCUCUACCUGCAGUUCUCACCUGUCUGUUGUUUCCUUAUUUUAUGGAAAUGGUGUUGGAGUGUACCUUGGUUUAGCUUUUCCAUCUUCUCACAGCAAGGGGAUGGUGGCCUCACUGAUGUAUAUUUUGGUCACACCUAUGCUGAAUCCCUUCAUCUACAGCCUGAGGAAUAGGGACAUCAUUAACACCCUGAUGAGGGUUCACCGUUGGAGAAUCUAA
Cavia porcellus (domestic guinea pig) is the source of this 981-nucleotide messenger RNA. RefSeq names its product olfactory receptor 7E24-like. Gene Ontology annotation, biological process: G protein-coupled receptor signaling pathway. The record is from RefSeq and is a predicted model, not a curated record. Gene Ontology annotation, molecular function: olfactory receptor activity; G protein-coupled receptor activity. Gene Ontology annotation, cellular component: plasma membrane. The transcript has a single exon. Bases 52 to 981 code for a protein of 309 amino acids. Lineage: Eukaryota; Metazoa; Chordata; Mammalia; Rodentia; Caviidae.